AUGGAUGAAUACGAAAAGUACCGACAAGAGUACGAGGUGGCACGUGAAUCCAUGGUGAGUUUCACUUAUCACGAUGAUUUGCUUGAGCUGGUGUGGGAAGAUGGUGACGUUGUUGUACGAGGAGGUUCAUCAAAUAGAUCACAAAGGACUAACGAGGAUAGAGUGUGUGAAGGUGCCAGCAUUAGAAAAAGAACAAGGUUGAACCCUUUAUACUCGCUUGAAGAUCACUUUCCCCUUCUAAAGGAAUCUGACACGAGCUCUUCACAUCAAAGCAAUGGCCAAGAUUCGCGUGAAUCCUCCCAAACUAAGAAUUCCUGCAAGCUUAACGAAGAAUUUGAAAACUUACUGAGACCAGUAAAAGACUCUAAGCCUGUUACCCCAGGCUACAGCCUCUUACAACAGCGCUUGCCUUCAUCUCCUCUCGAGAAACAUAGAACAGAUUCAACCCAAACACCACCACCAGCAAACACACGGAAUAUGGGGUUUGAUCAAAGAACAGCUAAAGUGAACUUCUCCAAUUUUUCAAUACCUGCAGUGUUCGUCAAAUCUAUUACUUGUAAGGGAAACAGUGCAACUCAGCAGGCAAAAUAUCAUUCAUCUCCAGCAAAAGUGGAGGAGAUUGAGGCGCGCAAGGUUGAGAAAUCAGCUGAAGAAUCACAAGUGCUUCGAAAGCAAACAUCCUUAACUGUUGAAAGAAGUGCAAACCCACCCCCACCCCUUGAUGAGCACUCUGAAGCUGUUGGUCUUGGAAUUCACAGAUACCAAGGUCAACUACCUUGUGACCAAACUCCAGUCUCAGAAGCACAUAAAGAAAAGGAAAAAGCUUAUAACAAUAAUAAAAAUAAUAAUACCGUGUGUCGAGAACCGUUCCUGGCAUCUUCUUCUGUGUGCUCUCUUGGAGCCUCCAACUACCCAAACCUUGGUAUCAGGAAACAUGAGGACACUGAUGACUCGAAUGAUGAAGAGCCUGAAGAUACGUUAAAGCAAGAUAGGGAGGGUAGCAGAGUCAAGAGAAGCAGGAAUCCUGAGGUUCAUAACUUAUCUGAGAAGAAGCGAAGAGAAAAAAUCAACAAGAAGAUGCGUACAUUGAAAGAGCUCAUACCCAAUUGCAAUAAGGUGGACAAAGCAUCAAUGCUUGACGAUGCCAUCGACUAUCUGAAGACUCUAAAGCUUCAGUUACAGUGCUAUGUAUAUGAAAUGAUGCAGAUGAUGUCAAUGGGAAAUGGUUUAUGGCCGCUUAUGAUGCUACCUGCUGCCGCGGCGCAUCACAUGAAUGGACCAUAUUUACCUCAGUUAGUGGGAGCUGGAAUGGGAUUCCGGCCACCACAGGUUCCUAUGCCACCACUUUCUGCUAUUACAGACAACAUAUGUCGUCAGAUGUUUGGUUUCCCCAACCAAACACCGCCUAUGCCAAUGCCUCAUGCACCUUUCUUCCCCAUCAUUGGAAAUUCUCCCACACGACCACACUUGGCUACCACCACCACCCCUACCACCGACUUGGCACAACGUCUUGCUAAAUCUGCUGCAUCUGUCUCACUCCCCAACAUCAUGGACCCUCUUGAAAAUGCAACACAACUCCAGAAUCAGGUUUCCUUUCAACACCGCGGCACUAGUACCCCACUAGCUACCCCUUUCAUUUUUUCACCCAAGUAG
Sphenostylis stenocarpa is the source of this 1653-nucleotide messenger RNA. NCBI's taxonomy places the organism in Eukaryota, Viridiplantae, Streptophyta, Magnoliopsida, Fabales, Fabaceae. The record is from the annotation of a GenBank genome assembly.